Molecule: messenger RNA, 1325 nt
Organism: Cottoperca gobio
Lineage: Eukaryota; Metazoa; Chordata; Actinopteri; Perciformes; Bovichtidae
Product: stonustoxin subunit beta-like
Exons: 5
Coding region: 189-899 (236 amino acids)
Molecular function (GO): protein binding
Source: RefSeq, a predicted model, not a curated record
GUUAUCUCACGCUCAUGUCCACGCCACCGGCUCUCAUUCCUUCACAUCUGUGCUGCAUUAAAGGUAUAUAAGAGUGGCAUUAAACUGUCACACACUGGAGCCAAAAGAGAGUCAUCAACCUCAGAGAGACCGGUGACAUCAGGCCUGAGACCGGCCCACUGCAGCAGCUUAAACAGCCGUUAUCAACAAUGCCCGCCACCAACAGUAUCAUCUCUAACUCUCGGAUGUCGGAUAAAGCGAAAAAAGCCAAAGAUGGAGCCACAGAGAAGAUCCCAGACUACGAGCCAAACAUCCCUGAACCGAAAUGCAGAGCUGAUCUCAUCAAACACUGGUUCAACCUUUCCCUGGAUGACAAGACAGCCAAUAAGAUGCUGUGGAUCGGAGAGGAUGGUGGUAAGGUGGCUCGUAUAACUGAUGAUGUCACUUGUCCCGUCUUGGAUAGACCGGAGCGAUAUGAGUAUUCUCCACAGGUUCUUUGCAAAGAGGGCAUCCUGGGUCUCCGAGGCUACUGGGAGGUGGAGUACUCAGGGUGGAUCGUGGUCGGGGUCGCUUACGAACGAGCAGGAAGGAGGAACGUUGACGGAUCCUGCGGCCUGGGAGAGAACGAGGAGUCCUGGGGUCUAGGCUGGAGCGGUUCCAGUUAUCACGCCUGGCACAACGGCAACAAUGUAGAGAUCAUGGAGAUUCCUAAGUACUCCAGAGUCGGUGUCUACCUUGACCAGCCUGCUGGUGUCCUAAAUUUCUAUGGUGUGGAGGAGGUGAAGGAGGGAGAGGAGAGCACAGGGAGAAUGGAGGUUAACGUUUUGCAUCAGGUUAAGAGCUCCUUUGAGCAGAAAAUGAUACCAGGCUUCUGGCUGGGGCCGCAGUCACACUGUUUGAUCACGAAGAAGGAGGACUGAAUCCACAUUACGUUAUAAUAUCUAAAAAUCAGUGAUAUGAGCUGAACUCUGGCCGAGUAAUAAUAAAGCUACAAUUACGGCAGCUUCUAACGCACAAUGACUGGACACCAACAUGGUUACGUUAACAUUUAUCUUCCAUUAGCUUGCAUAUAUCCUACGCACAUUAUAUUAGAAUUAAAGCAUUAGCAUGUAUUCCUCAUAUACACCAUCUCUAGGUUUGUACAUUUCAAUAAAGGAAACAAAGUGCAUCAUGUAGGAUUCACUUUCCUGAAACCACCGGACCAGUCAAGGUUUAUACUGAUUAUAUUUAUAAACAUUGUUAUUCCUCCUUUGUUAUCGUUUGCUAAUAAUGUAUAGAGUGACCUCGAUUGAUAUGAAUGUAUGCAGAAUGUAAAGUUUAAAUAAAUAAUAAAACACUGAGUGAGA